Molecule: messenger RNA, 275 nt
Organism: Meloidogyne enterolobii
Lineage: Eukaryota; Metazoa; Nematoda; Chromadorea; Rhabditida; Meloidogynidae
Source: the annotation of a GenBank genome assembly
AUGUUCUUUGAGAAAAUAAAAAAUGCUGACUUGCGGACAUUUUUUGCGGACAAAAAUUUUUUUAAUUUUCAGAUUUUGGUAGCAACAAAUGGUAUAGCUGCAUUUGAAUGUAUUCUUUCUAUGAGAAAAUUGUUGAAGCAAUUCUUCCGAAAUGACAGAAUUAUUGAAUUUGUUUGUCUAACUACUGAACAGGAAAUUCAGUCAAAAGCGGUAAAUUAUUUGAAUUUCUAAAAAUGGCCGAUUAUCUUGUUUCCUCUUCAGCCGGUGCAAAUACA